UGAGUAGUUCUUAACUAGCAGAUUCUAGGACAACGCUGAAUGGAACAUCAUUAAACAAAAUAUUCCAUUUUGGGAAAGCCAUAACCGCUGAUUAGCUGCAUACGACUUAGGUCGCGCGUAGGUCGGUAACACGUUCCGGAUUUGCAUAGUCUAAGCCUCUUAAGGGCUCCUCUUAGGGGUCUCUCUUAGGGGACUACUCCUUGGAUGGGGGUUUGGUGAGUUUAUAUAAGCCAUUCUCAUAACCAGAGAGUAACAGAUUCACGAUGUUGAGUUGCUACGGUGCUUUCUCUCUAUCUAUCUCGAGCAAAACUUGAUAGACGGCAACGAGAUCCUAUUCUAGGCUCAGCCGCUCACUCUCAUUAAUUACAUCCUACAUCUGACCGAUCCAUUCAUUUUUAAGUUAUCUUUUGCUAAUCUUCUAAACUCACACUCGUUACAAUGAAGCCGGCAACACUCGCUCUCCUCCUUAGCCCUGUGGGUAUUGUGGCUAGGCCAUGUGGUGGCCAUCGUUCUCAGACAACCUCAUCUACAGUUUCUUCGGCAAUUUCUUCGGCAACAUAUACCGCUACCGCAUCAUCGACUAGCGAGUCUACUACGGCAACCUCAAUCGCUUCCAUCACUUCAACGGCUAUUCCCUCAGUAACCCCUUCCGCUACAUCGUCCGCCAGCGAACGGGCUACCUCUUCCACGACGACUUCUGCUGCCCCAACAUCUACUCAAGGUGGCGGUUCCUCGUCUGACAGCAUUGACGAACUCUUCAAGGCGAAGGGCAAGCUUUACUACGGCACCGCAGCUGACUCUGGCACUCUUUCCAAGUCCCAAAAUGCCGCCAUCAUUAAGAAGGACUUUGGGCAACUAACCCCUGAGAAUAGUAUGAAGUGGGAUGCUAUCGAACCAGCCCGUGGUAGCUUCAGCUUCGGCGGUGCCGACGCGCUUGUCAAUUUUGCCGUGCAGAACGGCAAGAGCAUUCGAGGCCACACGCUCCUCUGGUACCAGCAGCUGCCGGACUAUGUCAAGGCUAUCACAGAUAAAAAGGAGCUUACCAGCGUCAUCGAAAACCACAUUAGCACCGUCGUCGGAAGAUACAAGGGAAAGAUUCGCUCUUGGGACGUUGUCAACGAGGUCUUCAACGAGGAUGGUACCCUCCGCGAUUGCGUUUUUACCCAAGUUCUAGGUGAAGACUUUGUUCGUAUCGCUUUCGAGGCGGCGCACAAGGCGGACCCGGACGCCAAGCUUUACAUUAACGACUUCCAUCUCGAGAGCGGAACGUCCGCUAAGACUACCACCGGAAUGUUUGAGCACGUAAAGAAGUGGCUCGCUGCUGGUAUACCGAUCGACGGUAUUGGCAUCCAAGGUCACCUUGGCGGUGGCAACCCCAGCGCUAGCGGAAUGCAGGCCGGGCUAGAGAAGCUUGCUACAACCGGUGUGAAGGAACUUGCCAUUACCGAGUUGGAUAUCGUCAACGCACCAGUCGAUGAGUAUGUCAAAGUUACUAAUGCUUGCCUUGCUGUCGAGAAAUGUGUCGGAAUCACUCUAUGGGGCGUGAGCGAUGCUGAUUCGUGGCAAGCAAAGAGCUCACCGCUCCUUUUCAACACCAACUACCAGCCCAAACCUGCAUAUGAUGCUAUCGUUAAGGAUCUCUCAUAAACAGCCUGAGAAUGUCAUGCGUUGCAGCAUAAUACGCUACUCUGACGAUGGCGAAUAAUUCUCACGGGCUUGAUCAGCUAAUAAUUGUAAUGAAUAAAGCUAUCUAAAGGCUAGGGUUUCGACAAGUUACUACAACGCUUUUCACUUCGAAGAAUGAGAAGUGAUGAGUAUUGGUGGAUGCGAAUCGAAUUAACACAUGUAAAUCAACUGUAUUAUAAUCAUAAUCUAUUCAAAUAUCCAACGAUAUCAC
This is a messenger RNA of Daldinia vernicosa, 1897 nucleotides long. Its product is annotated as glycoside hydrolase family 10 protein. The coding region runs from base 439 to 1647 and encodes 402 amino acids. Gene Ontology annotation, biological process: carbohydrate metabolic process. The record is from RefSeq and is a predicted model, not a curated record. Lineage: Eukaryota; Fungi; Ascomycota; Sordariomycetes; Xylariales; Hypoxylaceae. Gene Ontology annotation, molecular function: hydrolase activity, hydrolyzing O-glycosyl compounds. The transcript is spliced from 3 exons.